AUGCUUGCCGUAAUCAUUCCGCUUGCAUGCAUCAGAGAAGGUCAACAAUUAUUAUAUGAAUUACGGUUACUUAAUAAAAAAUCAUAUGCUUCUGUUGGUCAUCAUAUGGGAAUAUUUGGAUCUAGUGCUUUAUUAGCAUUCUGUCUUGAAUUCAGUGAAUUUUUAUUAGUGUCAAAUACAUCUUCACUUACUCUGAGUGUAUCAGGUAUUUUUAAGGAAGUUGUUAUGCUCUAUUUGGCUGUUGAAUAUAAUAAUAAUCAAUUAAAUGCAAUAAAUAUCAUCGGUCUUGUUAUAUGUCUUACUGGUAUAGUGUUUCAUUGUAUUCUUAAAUUCUAUACAUUACAAAAAGAAAAACCUGUGAAUACUGAUUUAGUUGCCACUGAACGAUUACUUCUACGUAGAUUAGAAUCAGCUGAUGAAUGGUCAUUAGAUGGUGACUCAAAUACUCGACGUACAAGUCUUAAUGAUUGA
This is a messenger RNA of Rotaria sp. Silwood1, 471 nucleotides long. Lineage: Eukaryota; Metazoa; Rotifera; Eurotatoria; Philodinida; Philodinidae. The record is from the annotation of a GenBank genome assembly.